This is a messenger RNA of Mugil cephalus (flathead mullet), 5688 nucleotides long. Its product is annotated as rho-associated protein kinase 2-like. Bases 417 to 4928 code for a protein of 1503 amino acids. Gene Ontology annotation, molecular function: ATP binding; small GTPase binding; Rho-dependent protein serine/threonine kinase activity. The record is from RefSeq and is a predicted model, not a curated record. Gene Ontology annotation, cellular component: cytoskeleton; cytoplasm; centrosome. Lineage: Eukaryota; Metazoa; Chordata; Actinopteri; Mugiliformes; Mugilidae. Gene Ontology annotation, biological process: cortical actin cytoskeleton organization; mitotic cytokinesis; Rho protein signal transduction. The transcript is spliced from 34 exons.
GGUUUUGUUCUACAGGUUGGACGCGCUGCGGUCGUAUCAGAUUUUAGUUUUACCUGCCUGUCUGGUCGCUUGACGGGGCGCACCUGAAAGGAAACGCGCGUCCCUCUCGAGUCCGAGUCAGGUUUUCGCUUUCUUCUGACACAUUAAUGAAUAAAAAAAAGGGGGCGAAGGAGACGGUCGACUUUGCGGCUGCGGAUCAAUUAUUAACCUGACAACUCAAGCCGCAGUUCACUGAGGACCUGACAUGAGGAGCUGAGCCAAGCAGGAGAGAAGUGCGCGCCUCCACCGCUGACUCUGACCCCAAACAAGAAAACAAAAGCGGAGGCACGCAGGCCUACAGGUGUUGGUGUGUGUCUGUGUGUGUGUGCGCUCUUUUCCCCCAUUUUCAUGUCGUGUGAACUGGAUUUACUGUAAACAUGCUGGGAGCGGAGAGCAGACUGGAGAGCCGGCUGGUGAAGCUGGAGACCCUGAUGAGGAAUCCGCAGUCGGCUCUAAACUUGGAAACCCUGCUGGAUUCCAUCACCGCGCUGGCUCAUGACUUGAACUAUCCGGCCCUGAGGAAAAACAAAAGCAUCGAGGCGUUUCUCAACAGAUAUGAGAAGGCCGUGAGCCAGAUGCGAGAGCUGCAGGUGAAGCUGGAAGACUUUGAAAGGGUGAAGCUGAUCGGGAGAGGAGCCUACGGAGAAGUGCAGCUGGUCCGCCACAAGGAAUCUCGGAAGGUUUACGCCAUGAAGCAGCUCAGCAAGUUCGAGAUGAUCAAGCGGUCGGACUCCGCCUUCUUCUGGGAGGAGAGGCACAUCAUGGCCUUUUCCAACAGCCCCUGGGUCGUCCAGCUCUGCUGCGCUUUCCAAGACAACCUCCACCUCUACAUGGUGAUGGAAUUCAUGCCUGGAGGAGACCUGGUCACACUCACCAUGAACUACGACAUCCCAGAGAAGUGGGCUCGCUUCUACACGGCGGAGGUGGUGCUGGCGCUGGACGCCAUCCACACCAUGGGCUUCAUCCACCGCGACGUCAAGCCCGACAACAUGCUGCUGGACCAACACGGACACCUCAAACUGGCCGACUUCGGCACGUGCAUGAAGAUGGACUCUAAGGGUAUGGUGCACUGUGACACAGCCGUAGGCACACCAGACUACAUCUCCCCUGAGGUGCUGCAGUCUCAGGGCGGUGACGGUUUCUACGGCCGGGAGUGUGACUGGUGGUCCGUAGGAGUAUUUAUUUUUGAGUUACUAGUUGGUGAAACUCCUUUCUAUGCCGAGUCCCUGGUGGGAACUUACGGGAAGAUCAUGAACCACAAAAACUCCCUCGUCUUCCCCGAUGACAUAGAGAUGUCUCAGAACGCCAAAAACCUCAUCUGUGCCUUUCUCACUGACAGGAAAGUUCGUCUGGGCCGCACCGGAGUGGACGAGAUCAAAUGUCACCCCUUCUUCAAGAAUGACCAGUGGACCUUUGACAACAUCCGUGAGACUGUGGCCCCAGUUGUGCCAGAGCUAACCAGUGACAUAGACACCACCAACUUUGAUGACAUAGAGCCAGUUAAAGGAGAUGCGGAGACCUUCCCUCCACCCAAAGCCUUCGUGGGCAAUCAGCUACCAUUUAUUGGCUUCACUUACUUCAAGGAGAACCAGCUGCUGAAAGGAAGCAAUAGGAGCUCUGGGAAGGAUUCAGAAGGCUCUAAGGAAAACUCAGAGAAUAAGGAGAAUUGUUCGGAUAAUAAAAAAGAGCAGCUGCAGAAAAGGGUUAAUCAGCUGGAGGAGAAGCUCGACCAUGAGAUGCAGGCCAAAGAUGAGCUGGAGCACAAGUGCAAAAAUGUUACCAACCGCUUAGACAAGCUGGUCAAAGAAUUAGAUAGGGAGAUGAAUAGCAGGCAGAAAGUCGAGGCUUCGCUCAGGCAGCUGGAGAUGGAGCGAACUCUGCUGCAGCGCCAGAGCGCCGAGAGUCUGCGCAAGGUGGAGAUUGAAACCGACAGGAAACGCAGCCUGGAGAAUGAAUUGAACAGCCUGAGGGACCAGCUAGAGGAUCUGAAGAAGAGGAACCAGAAUUCGAGGAUCUCCAACGAGAAGAACAUCGAGCUGCAAAAACAACUCAAGGAGACCGACGCUCUGCUCCAGGCUGAGCGGGAGGCGGCGGCGCGGCUCAAGAAGAGUCAGGCGGAGGUGCAGAAGCAGGCCCAGAGCCUCGAGGCCAGCCUCAGGGAGGUGCAGGAGAGGUGCAACCAGCUGGAAAACGGCAAGAUGGAGCUGGAGAAGCAGCUGAGGGGGCUGCAGGCCGAGCUGGAGGAGGAGAGAAGGGAACGCAGCCUUGGGACGGAAACCAUUGCCGACCUGCAGGGUCGUAUCUCUGGCCUGGAAGGGCAGGUGAAAGACACAAAAUCAUCUCUCUCAAAGCUCCAAACCGAAAAGAAGGAGCUGCAUGGGAAGCUCAACGACCUUGAGAAGGAAAAGAGCAACCAAGAGAUCGACCUGACGUUCAAGCUGAAGUCGCUCCAGCAGAGUCUGGAGCAGGAGGAGGCCGAGCACAAAGCCACCAAAGCCAAGCUGGCAGAUAAAAACCACAUCUACCAGACCAUCGAGGAGGCCAAGUUUGAGGCCUUGAAGGAGGUGGAGUCCACCCUGCACGAGGAGCGCAGCUUGAAACUGCAGGUGGAAGGGAAGCUGCUACGGCUGGAGAAGGACCAUUCGAUGCUGGACUGCGACUACAAGCAGGCGCAGAACAGGCUGGAGGAGCUGCAGGCACAGAAGGAGAAACUCUCAGAUGAGGUGAUGCACCUGACCUUACGUCUGGAGCAGGAGAUCCAGAAGCGAACGUUGACCCAGAGCGAUCUGAAGAUGCAGAACCAGCAGGUAUCCGCGCUCCGCUCCUCGGAAAAACAGCUCAAGCAGGAGGUCAACCAGCUGCUGGACAUGAAGCAGGUCUUGGAGAAACAAAACCAGGAGCUGUGCAGGGAAAAGCAGGAGGCUGAUGACCAGUUGAAGGAAUUGAAGGACCAACUGGAGGCAGAGCAGUAUUUCACAACCCUUUACAAGACGCAGGUUCACGAGCUGAAGGAUGAGCGUGAAGAGAGGAACAAGCUGUACAAAGAUCUGCAGCAGCGACUGGCACAAUACCAGGAGGAAAGGGAGUCACUGACGUCCCAGCUGGAGGCCAGUUUGACCAAAGCCGACUCCGAGCAUCUGGCUCGCUCCAUCGCCGAGGAGCAGUACUCGGACCUGGAGAAGGAGAAGAUCAUGAAGGAGCUGGAGAUCAAAGACAUGAUGUCGAGGCACAAACAGGAGCUCGGCGACAAGGAGGCCACCAUCAGCUCGCUGGAAGAGUCCAAUCGCACUCUGACAGAGGACGUAGCCACCCUGGCCAACGAGAAGGAAGAGCUCAACAACCAGCUGAAAGAAAUGCAGCAACAGCUCCAGAAAGCCAGGGAGGAGAGGAAGCAGAUGGACUCUGUGAAAAUGUCCUUUGAAAAGCAGCUGCAGAACGAAAGGACGCUGAAAAUUCAGGCUGUGAACAAGCUGGCCGAGGUGAUGCAGAGGAGGGUCCCGCCCGUGGGCCACAAGAUCACCACCACCGUGGACAGGAAAGUCAAGGAGAACAGGGUGCUGCAGCAGGAGCUCACGGCAGAGAAGCAGAAAUUCAACAGCACCAUCAUCAAAUACCAGAAAGAGCUGUCGGAGAUGCAGGCGCUCAUAGCAGAGGAAAACCAGGUGCGCCUGGAUCUUCAGAUGGUGUUGGCCAGCAAAGACAGCGACAUCGAGCAGCUCCGUUCCCAGCUCAUGUCUCUCAGCGUCCACUCCCUGGACUCCACUAGCAUCAGCAGCGCCAGCGACCUGGACAAAGACGGAUACCCAGUGCGCAUUACUCACUCGCAAACCUCAGAAUCAAUGUCCUUCACCUACCAGCGCACGCACAAAUCCGUCUGCAUCGACACACGGCCCAACCUCCGCUCGGCCCGCAGUCUCUUUGACUCUGACUCGGAAGAUGAAGAAGAAUAUGAGGAGCAGGGCCAGCGUCCCCUGGCUCUUACGUAUGAGCAGGCCCCUGAGCCUGAGCCUGAACCUGAACCUGGAGACCCCAGGCUCGAGGGCUGGAUUUCACUUCCCGCCAAGAACACGAAGCGGUUUGGCUGGGACAAAAAAUAUGCAGUGGUGAGCAGUAAGAAGAUCCUGUUCUAUGACAGUGACCUGGACCGUGAGCAGUCCAACCCCUUCAUGGUCCUAGACAUCGAUAAGCUGUUCCACGUCCGCCCAGUGACUCAAACCGACGUGUACCGAGCAGACGCCAAAGAAAUCCCGAGGAUAUUCCAGAUCCUGUACGCCAACGAGGGCGAGAGCAAGCGCGAUCAGGAGGCGGCGGCGGAGUCCUCGCAGCCCGGCGACCGCGCCAACUACAUCAGCCACAAAGGCCACGAGUUCAUCGUCACCCUCUACCACUUCCCCACCAGCUGCGAGGCCUGCACUCGACCCCUGUGGAACGUCUUCAAGCCUCCGCCGGCCCUCGAGUGCCGCCGCUGCAACGUCAAGUGCCACAAAGAUCACCUGGACAGGAAGGAGGAAGUUAUCGUGCCGUGCAAGGUGAACUACGACAGGUCCACCGCCAAAGACCUGCUGGUGCUCACCGGCUCUCAGACGGAGCAGCAGCGCUGGGUCAGUCAGAUCCUCAAGCGCAUCCCGAGGAAACACCCGACGAUGAGCCCCCCCGCCGCAUCUCAGAGCAGCCCCCCGAGGCCGACGGCCCGCUCCUCUCCGAUGGUCUCCCCGGGACCUUCGCCCAGGAACUCUCCUCUCUUGUCCUCCCAUCGCGGGGCCAUCAAGGUCCAGUCCACCAGACAGCAGUCGUCGGGGAAGCCCAGAGUGCUUGAGUUUGGCCUGAAAGACUGGACUUGGUCGUUGGAUGAUGUCGAUAAUGAUGAUGAUGAUGAUAUGUUCUUCUGAAGGAAGUGAAAAGAGGAGGGACAGAGGUUAACCUUGGCUGAAUGUGCAGUUUCAUCCACGUGGAUCAGCGGUGGCAGUCUGGACGCGGCGCCUACAUGUGUCAUUUGUUCAGCGAGGCAGACAGUAAUCAUGAACAGAAAUAUUCACAGAGACUGGCUGUCGUCAUGAGAACUGGGAUAGCCUUUGUUAUUUUAACUAGAGGGAAAUGAGCACAGUCUUCAUCCAAUGACAAAAAAAAAAACAAAAAAAACUACCUUAGCUCAACAUCAGAGAAUAAAAACUGCCUUAUUUUAUAAUCAUCCUUAUGACAAAAACAUGGACAUUUUUUUCAGACUCACUUUGAUUUUUGUGAGACAUUAAGCAUGUGUGUGAAGAUUUGUACAUAGAAUGGAGAAAUCUGUGUGUUGUCUCUCAGAUACCUGAUCAUGUAUGAUUGUUUUGUUUUUAUGGCUAUAACCCAGCAGCACAUUACGGCCUAUAUCCUUGCCCUGUAAAUGUAUGGAUACAGUUUUUCCUCAGAGGAAGAUUUUACGUCUUCAUGAGCCUCGAUGUCUUGGAUUUGUUUCAUUACACAAAGUAUAUCCAUUGCAGCAGAUGACAGAAUAAUGUGAACCAAACAGAAACAAUGUGUUUCUUUGUUGUCUUUUUUUUUUUUUUUCCUGCCAUUCGUGACAGUUAUUAUUUUUUCAGUUGUGUUUAAAGUCCCAUAUGUAGGAUUUGGUGGUGAUACAUUAAAACAUCUGAAAGAGCAAGACUUAAA